Molecule: messenger RNA, 6968 nt
Organism: Fundulus heteroclitus (mummichog)
Lineage: Eukaryota; Metazoa; Chordata; Actinopteri; Cyprinodontiformes; Fundulidae
Product: SLIT and NTRK-like protein 1
Exons: 1
Coding region: 1061-3166 (701 amino acids)
Biological process (GO): axonogenesis; regulation of presynapse assembly; positive regulation of synapse assembly
Cellular component (GO): GABA-ergic synapse; postsynaptic density membrane; glutamatergic synapse
Molecular function (GO): protein binding
Source: RefSeq, a predicted model, not a curated record
UUCUCUCUCACUUUCUCGCUCCCUCUCAGCUGGUCUGAGGCAUGCCUAUAGCGGACGGUUUGGUUUACCGCAUUCAACAGUGUUUUCCCAGUCGGAGCGGAGUUAGAGCCGUGGAAGUAAAUGAGAAAAAUUGUAACGAGGAGGAAGAGAAGGAGCUUCAUUGGAGCAAUUUUUUUUUUUUUUACAUUUUUUUUUUUGGCAACAACACACAAAACUGAACUGUGCUUUGGAUGAUGCGGACUGAGGCGGUUUUCCUUGGAGCUUCAAACGAGAAGAUUUAAUCAUCAGCAGCUGUAAAGACUGUCUUUUUCUUUUCCUUUUCUAUUUCAGUGGAUUGCUUUUCCCCUUUCUUUCCCUUAGUCAGGAUUUUUGCCACUACAGCUCAGUAGAGGGUGUCAGAUCUUCCUCGCAGUGGCGCGCUGUGUGGAUGAGCUUGUCUUAUUGUGACAGAAAACACACACACACACACAGAGAGAGAAAAAAAAAACAAGAAAAGGAUAACGGGGUGCCGAAACGACACGAAGUGAAGGGGAUGUGAAAGAGGGGGAUGCGGGUGUUUAGGAUCAGCUGCGCAGGCUGUGAAUUCAGCACCAGAGGAGGGGGAGGAGAGAGAGGAGAGAGGGGGAAAGAGGACAGAUCUCAUCGCCGCAGCGAGCCGCACGACUCCGGGAGAUUUCUUCAGCUUUCCGUCUGCGCGCCAAGGUCAGUGUGAAAGGAGCCGAGAAAAAGAAAUAAACAGAUUACAUUUAGGAUGUUCUGGAAACUGCUGCUUUUGCCUGCUGCCGAUUUCAACCGGAGGGGUUUUUUUCCCAACGUGAAUGGGGACCUUUUGUUUUAAUUCUUGAGUCAAGCUUGGACGUCUGGACACACAGCCUGGAUGUGCUCCUUAUCUCCCUCCUAAAUGUCUCCAUCUCCAUCCCCCCCUCCUCCACCGCCACCUCUCGCUGAUGCAGACUAGAUCCGCAGCUCCUCCAUGUCUUGAAAGGCGGGAAUGAAUCGUUCUCGCUGAGAGAGAGAGAGAGAGAGAGAGAGAAAAAAAAAAAAAAACCAAGAGGGGAAAAUGCUGCUCUGGAUCGUCCUGCUGAAUGCGGCUCUCUGCGUUGCCAGUGGAAAUGUCACCAGGGAGGUUUGCAAGGAGAAGAUCUGCUCCUGCAGCGAGGUGGAGGGUGACCUGCACGUCGACUGCGAGAAGCGAGGCUUGAACACGCUGCGGCACCUGACCGGCCCCAGCUCCCACUUCUACCACCUGCUGCUGCAUGGCAACUCGCUGUCCAGGCUCUUCCCCAACGAGUUUGCCAACUUCUACAAUGCCGUGAGCCUGCACCUGGAGAGCAACGGCCUGCACGACAUCGUGCCCGGUGCCUUCCUGGGGCUGCAGCUGGUCAAGAGGCUGCACAUCAGCAACAACAAGAUCCGAUCGUUCAAGAAAAGCACCUUCCUGGGCUUAGACGACUUAGAAUACCUCCAGGCCGACUUCAAUUUGCUGCGGGACAUCGACCCAGCUGUUUUCAGGGACCUAAAUAAACUGGAAGUUCUGAUACUGAACGACAACCUCAUCAGCGCGCUACCUAUAAACGUGUUCCAGCACGUGCCCAUCACGCAUCUCGAUCUGCGGGGGAACCGGAUCAAAACGUUGCCUUACGAGGGGAUUCUCGAGCAAAUACCUGGCAUCGCCGAGGUGCUGCUGGAGGACAACCCGUGGGACUGCAACUGUGAGCUAGUGUCUCUGAAGGAGUGGCUGGAGAACAUACCACGCAAUGCCCUCAUUGGGAGGGUGGUCUGUGAGGCCCCCACCAGGCUGCAGGGUAGUGACCUGAAUGAGACCACAGAGGCGGAGCUGUGUCCAUCACAGAGUGAGGGUGGAGAUAGUAGCCUGGUUGCCCCUCCCACUCAGGAGGACACCUCUCGUCCCACGCCUUACAAGCCCAGCAGAACUGCUAGUAGUGGGCCCCCUACGCCUGGAGCCAAUGGUUCCAAGGACCCUUCCAAGUUCCACGAGAACUGGCAGCUGAGAAUAAAGCCCACUCCAGUAAUGGCGGUGGCAGAUGUAAAUGGAGAUGGUGGUGGUGGAGAGCAGCUGCGCAAUGUGACAUGCCCACAGCCAUGCAGCUGCAAGCUGGUGGGCUCCAGACAGGGGCUGGGAGUCAACUGCGAGGGCAAAAAGAUUGAGAGCCUGGCAGGCCUCAAGCCGAAGCCUCUGGCUGCCCACGAGCUGAACAUGAGAGACAACAACAUCCACGCAGUAAAGAGGAACCAGCUGCUUGGCUAUUCUAGCCUCAACCUGCUGGAUCUUGGAGGGAACAACAUUAAGAUUGUUGACAACAGCACGUUCCAGAACCAGAGUGAGCUCCGGUGGCUGUACAUGGAUAAGAACUACCUGGAUACUCUAAUGGCUGAGAUGUUUGUGGGCCUUGUAAAUCUGGAAUACCUCAGUUUGGAAUACAAUGACAUCCAGUUGAUAGUGGCAGGAGCGUUCAGCCCCAUGCCAAAUCUGAGGGUUCUGUUCCUGAACAACAACUUGCUCAAGGCUCUUCCUGUGGAUGCUUUCCUUGGGAUUUCUUUGUCCAAAAUCAGCCUGCAUAACAAUUACUUCCCCUAUCUCCCCGUGACUGGUGUGUUGGACCAGCUUAACUCCAUCAUCCAGAUUGACCUGCACGGGAACCCAUGGGAUUGCUCGUGCAAAAUUGUGCCCUUCAAACAGUGGACCGAGAGGCUUGGGGCCGACGUGAUAGUGAGCGACCUCAAGUGUGAGUCCCCAGAGGAGUUCUGGAAACGGGACUUCCGUUAUGUGCGUAAUGACCUCAUGUGCCCCAAGCUGUCUGAUGGUGUCCCACUCACGCCAGUGACCACCCGAGCCAGUGACUCGGGUGGCACACGCUCAAACUCGUACUUGGAACCCAACAGGGUGUCCAUUUCGGUGCUUGUGCCCGGGCUGCUGCUUGUGUUUGUCACAUCCGCCUUCACGGUGGUGGGGAUGCUUGUGUUCAUCCUGCGCAACCGGAAGAGGUCGAAGCGGCGGGACGGCAACUCAUCCGCGUCGGAGAUCAACUCCUUACAGACGGUGUGUGACUCGUCCUACUGGCACAGUGGGCCGUAUCAUGCAGACGGAGGCGCCCAUCGGGGCUUUGACUGCAGCACGCACCUUUCAGCUGUGGAUGAUGCAUAAAAUACAGAGGAUGGAUUACAAACUGUAGACAAAAAACUGCAAGAAUUCAUUAAAGAUCGGGGUCCGAAACUUGUUCAUGAACGUGUAAGUCAGCCUGGAAGCUGCACAAGCCCCUACUCUGUAAUAUAUGUAUUUGCCAAGCCCCUCUGGCUUGGCUUACACCCUCCACUCCUCCCUUCCUCCCUCCUCUCUGCUGCAAUCGGACUACGGAUCUGGAGACAGGAGAAAAAAAAGAGGGAGAGAGAGGUGGUAAAGGGAGCCAGAGCGAGGGUGUGUGUAUGUAUGUGAAAAAGAGUAAGGAACGACCUGGGGAAUGGUGCACGAACGCAUGAAUGUACAUGUAAAUAUCCGGACUGAUGUAUCAUAAAAAUGCAUGAUGAUAUUUCCGCAUGGUUUCAACAAGACACACGACAGGCGAGGAACCAUAACCACAAACCGGGAAGCAAACUCGACCCUCCCCUCCCCUCUCAUGUUAUAUACCAACACAAUGGCUAUAUAUAUAUAGAUAUUAAGAAUUAUAUAUGACUACUACAAAGUGCCAUUUCUCUAUUUUUUGUGAACCUGCAGUUAGGAUUUGUAUUUGUUGUUUAAAACUUGUUCAGAGCUGAAAGAGAUGAAAAGAAAAUUGUCAACCGGGGAAGGAGUGAUCAAAGUGAAGCUGUCAAUGCAUGUUCUUUUUUUCUUAUUACCAUUUCAGCUUAUCAGUUGAUCAUCAGUUAAUAUCUGGGGUUAUUUUUACUGUAUACCAGGUUGUAAAGCCGGCACCAAACAUAGUCAAACUAAGCAGUUGCCUAGGCCCUUAAGCCUAGCAUAUAUUGUCUUACAAAUGUCAUGUUCAAAUUUGCUCAUUCAGUUUCCAAAUUUAAACCAAUUUAAAAUUCUUUAAAUUUGAAUUUUGAAUGAGUGACAAAUGUAUGGUCACAAAGCUUGAUGCCGGCUCUGCUAGAUGGUUGCAGAUUAAAAUCCCCAGAAUUAAAAGGCUGUGUGUGCAGAAGGCCAAAAGUGCCACAAUAACCUAAAUAAAUAACUCAUUAAAUUAUCACUUCAGUGUAUUUUGGUCCAUAACAGUGUAUAAACUAAUUCAAUCUUCAAAAUAUUAUGUAUAUUUUAACAUGAAAUAAACAUUUUAAAUAUUGAAGUUCACAUUUUAAUAUACAUUUAUAUAUUUAUUGGCAUAUUUAGAUCAUUCUGAUAUGGUUAUUUAUUAAAUGUGUGUAUUUGAUUUUUUUAUUUUUAAAUAUACCACACAUUAUUUAAUGAUUUAUGUAUUUAUGACAUUUUGGCACAUUUGGCUCUCCGUUGCGGUGAUCAUCUCCUUUUAUGAAUGUACAAAAACAUGAAUAAGACUAAGAAAAAAUGCUGUUCUUUUUUAAAUGGUGUGCCAAUUGUUGAAGAUAUUCAGACAUGCAGAUGAGCAUGACCAAUUAACGUCACUCAGAUGCUUAUGCUGCAAAGUUCAUGUAGCUCCAAUAACAGUUAUGUGGUUCCUUUUUUGUGUAUGUGUCAAUGAACAUAGCCUGCUUUUGGGUGAGAGGAAGAAGAAAAAAAAAAUAACAAAAAGGUAAAUUUGGGGUGGUGAAUAGGGGGGGUUUGUACCAUCAUAUUUUUUCAACAACUGUGCAAAGAGGUGUUUCUGAUUAUUCAUUGGAUCUAUGUAAACAGAUAGAUGAACAUACAUUAGGAUAGGGCGCUUUUUUUUCUUUUUAAUGUGAUAAAAACAAUAUUCCUCCACACAAAAUAGCUUCUGGCUGUGAUUCACUUCCAUCAUAUUGUGAGCUUUUGUAAAGCCAUCUUAAUCCUGUCCAAAUACAAGAACUGUGACGGGCAGUAUUUACUGCGAAAUCAGGCCGCAGUUUGGGGUGGGGGGGUGGGCACAUACGCAUACAUAUAGGCGAUUAGUUAAUGCAAGAUGCCUUCUUUAAAGUCAGUUUUUUUUAGGAAACUUGAAACACUCCUCCUUUGGGUUGCAUGGGCUGAUUUUUUUUUUUCCUUUUUCCCUUUUUUAUGUGGGGUUACUUUUACUGUGUAGCUGUUUUACACAGCUCAGCUGCCCUUGGAGGGGGCCAGGAUCUACAGCCUGGCCUGAGUUGCUUUAUUCAAAACAUUUUUAUAAUUUUCAAUUUUCCAAACAUAGUUUGUGUCUAAAAUUUCAUUAGAUAUACAUUUGGACUGGUUUAACAAUUAGAUUUUUUUUUAAUGUAUUUUGCUGUUUGCUAUUGAGCUUGUGUGCACAAAUAUGCCAAAAUUAAGCAAAAUAUCUACCUAAUUUGGUAAUAAUCUACUUUUUUUUGCCACAGCCUUGAUGUUAGUUUGCAGACUUGAUGCAAGAUGUAUAUACUUCCCUUCAAUCCUCCUAAACUUUACACCCCUUUUCCCCUCUCUUCCCCAUUUGCAAACUCCACAAAUACACAGCAGCUUGUUAACUAACGUCUCCCAUAUACUGUUAGUAUUAUUGUUUUUCUUAGAUACGUUUUGGUCCAACCACCUGAUUUACCCUUCUUCCAAGUUUUACCUGUGCAGCCACAUUGGGAUUGGAGGGUUGGGGGUUGUUACAUUGUCGGGCAACCAUGACUAUACUGUGGUGUAUUAACUGUGCCACAGAACCACUGAUGAUAACAAUGAUUUGUCAUGAUUUUCAAAAGCUGUGUUUCAAAGUUACAUUUAUAUGCUUUGCGAUAUUUGACCUGCUUAUAUUUUGUUAAAUAAAGUGUGGUUGAGGUUGAGUAAAAAAAUGGGAAUGAUGCCUGCUUUUAGUAAUUUCUCAUUGUAAUGUAUUAGGGUGUUGCCCUAUGACGUUUUGUAUCUUGGGAGUUUUUUUUCUUCAUAGGGUUUGAAACAACUGAAUGUUUUGUAUCAUCAAUGCCCCGGUUCAUACAGUCACAGCCAACUGGUAAUAAUUAGAGUUGCCAUAUAUCUAUUAUAUUUCCUUUCAUAUUUCAUAAGAGGCAACUGGCCCAAUCAGGGAUUAUAAUCGGUCAGUGGAAAUAGGAGGUAAAAUAAAAUAUAUGUUGAAUAUAUUGACUAGAAUUGAAUAAAAUUAGUUUUGGACGUAUUUAUAUUAGUGUCUAAAUGUGUCAUCAAAAUACCACGUUAUAUUGAUGUUAUGUGGUUACCUCUAUGGUCUAAAAUGUUUAACUGGGGGGAGUAGGAUGGAAUCAGGUGGGACUGUAAGUACAAAACAUGGAUGCGAAUAGGCUGGGGGUCAAAAUCUUCCAAAGCGAAUUGACUGAUGCACAUCGUCUUUGCACAAACUGUUGUACACAAGCUUCAUGAAUUGUGAGUGAAAGAUACAUAUGAAGGUGGGCAUAAACAGAAUGAUUUUUACUGGAUGCUUAAGCUUUAUUUAUUUAUACAGCUUGUUAAAUGUAAUUUCUUUUUAGAUUUUUAGAUUUACACAAUUUUAAAUCACGGUGUUCUUAAUGUUGGGCGAUAACUUACAUAGAUAGUGUUAAGUUAACAGUAACAAUGGCCGUUUCUGAUAAAACAAUUUUUGCACACUGGUACAUGUUAAUUAUAUUUGUUCAUUUCUGACACAAAAAGUCAUAUAGCGCAAAAAAAACAACAAAAAAAAACAGCAGUUUAAGAAAAUGCUACUUCAUCUUUUACUUGCCUUAUUUUACCAUUGGAUUUCUCACUGAUGCAUAUUUUCUGUGCGCAUUCUGUUGUACACAAGCUGGGAAGAAAAAACCCCAAAAUGUUUGGAUUUCAAAAUACUGGUUAAUGUUUUCGACUGGCUAAAGCUUACCUUGAUUGGAGCCAAUGUUUAGAUGAAAAAUAAAUAAACAUGAAUUUUUUUAAUUAU